Molecule: messenger RNA, 2247 nt
Organism: Mycena indigotica
Lineage: Eukaryota; Fungi; Basidiomycota; Agaricomycetes; Agaricales; Mycenaceae
Product: Protein kinase domain-containing protein
Exons: 5
Coding region: 1-2247 (748 amino acids)
Biological process (GO): protein phosphorylation
Molecular function (GO): ATP binding; protein kinase activity
Source: RefSeq, a predicted model, not a curated record
AUGCAGAAUAUACUAUCAAGCAUGCUUUCUUCGUGGUCAAGUUCAAGUUCAAGUUCAAUCGAGGACGACGGACUCGAAGACAUCCCCACAGCUGAGCUGCGCAAGGACGUGGAGGGCGUGCUCGAAUGGAAUCCAGCGCGUCUCCGGCGGUGGAAGACCGCACCACCACUUCCCGUCCAACCUCGCCACUGGAGAUACACCAAACAUCUGGAUAGCAAGUUACUAUUGCGCUCGGUGGUGCCCAUGGACUCGCUAGUCAAUGACCUGUCGAAGCUAGCUCAGGAAAACCUAGAUGCCAUGCUCGGCCCGUGCGGUUUGUACCCGAGCCGCGCGUUGGGGUAUCAUAUGAAGGCAACAGCCAUAGACCUUGAACCAGAGGGAAUAGCGGAUGGUUAUGAACGGAGCUCUGCUGAAAUAUGUGGCAGGAUCGUAACCAAGGUCUUGAUCCCGAAAACGCGUGAUUGGGGCCUCAGCGUGCAAUGGGGCCGGCGGGUCGAGCUCCACAAGGCGUCCGCUGGCAUCGACGAUGGCGGUCAUUUGUUUUUCCUGGGUAAUCCGGACAGCGGGCUGGAGCUCUAUCGCCGUGCGCAUUUGGAGCUCAUGGACCCCGGUUUGCGCACAGAUUUGGAGCGGGUUUUGGCGUACGCGCCAAAGAUUGGGACAUGGGUCUUUCUUUCGCUCACUCGCAAGUCGAAGAAACUGUUACUUGGCAUGGAUCAACUAGCCGCGCGGGGCAGCUUCGACUACGAACUUUGUCGAACUGCUUAUCCCAACUCAACUUCGUCAUUAAAAUCGGUCACGGUCCCCCCUGAUGCGACGUCCACACCAUGGACACUUCCGUCUUUUCCUGGCAGGAACAAUUCGGACUCUGGCCAUACAAGGACGCUUCGCGCUACCACAAUUGCCGCGUCGAAAGCGACUAAGGGGAGAGCGGAAAAGGUGGUGAUCCCGUCCGCCCGACGACGACCAGAAACGACUGCUUAUGCCCCAGUGCCUCUGACCAGCGAAUCACUUGUCCAACUGGCAUGGGCUAAAGCAGUGGAGAAUGAUGCCACGAUGAUAGUUUUCAACUGCGGUAAUCAUGAGCGGCUUGCUGUCCGCCAUAGAGGGACCCAGACACUGUAUAUCUCGGAACUCUACGACACCACCAAGUGCGCAGAGCCUGGUUAUGCCAAGCUCCAUGUGGGCUUAUACCUCGCACAGGUUUUUGACGCCAUUGCUCGUGCUAAGGCUGCCAGCGCGCCCACGGAACCGCGGCGAAGCAGUCGCAAACGCCCUCAUAACGACAAUGUCGCCGCAUCGUCGCUGCCAAACAAGCGCUCGAAGCGCGAUCCGGAGAAAUCCGUGGAGUGCCCGAUGAUGGAGCUUGCGAGUCAAUGCGACAUGAUGCUGCUGCACUUGCAGUAUGACAACUAUCAUUCCCCUUCCCCAGCUUCGUUUCUUCGAACAACACCGUGCCUCGUGCACAAAACCCACCGAAAACCAGGAUACUCUCCGCAAAUCAAGCGGUCUUAUCGGCUUCAUGAAUGUUUCGAAGUCAUCCUCACAGGGCAGCUCGGCAGAGGCGGAACCGGCACGGUCUAUGGAGCAAAAGGGCGGUUGACAACAAAAGACGGAGAGACACGCAUCCAAGAAGAUCUUAUCGUCAAGAUGGCAUUUGAAAAGCACCCACAGCGGCGCAUGCGGCAUGAAUACGACGUCUACCAGCAACUCGCAGAACACGGGGUCACAGGUGUCCCGCAGGUAUAUGGCCUAUUUGAGGACCUCGAGGGGGGCGCGCUUGCGCUUGUGAUGAACCACUGUGGACAAGAUCUAUGGGAGCUGCGUCCAGACAAAGACACGUCGCAGACGCCGGUUACGCCAGCACAGCGCGAUCGAUUUACUGAGAUCCUCCAAAACGUGCAUCGUGCGGGAGUCCGACAUCACGACAUCCGCGCCGCGAACCUCAUGAUCAACGCCGCGGGCGAGGCCUGCAUCGCUGAUUUCGACCGCGCGCGGCUGAAUUCAACCGAAGCUAAGAAAGAAUGGGAGAUGGACAUCCUCCGGGAGUUCAUGGAGGGCAUCCAUCACAACUUCCUGAUUCCCAGCCCCAGCAUGCCGGGCGACGAACAAGAAAUACGGGAUGAGACGCCCGUCUCUGCGCACGCUGGAUCGGGAUCGGGAGGAAGGGGGGAAGGGGACUCAGAAGUGGACUCAGAAGUGGACAGCGAUGAGAGUGGGGAAGAUGCUGGUGAAGACUCAGACUAG